This is a messenger RNA of Amblyraja radiata (thorny skate), 672 nucleotides long. Its product is annotated as claudin-3-like. Bases 1 to 672 code for a protein of 223 amino acids. The transcript has a single exon. Gene Ontology annotation, molecular function: structural molecule activity. The record is from RefSeq and is a predicted model, not a curated record. Gene Ontology annotation, cellular component: membrane; bicellular tight junction. NCBI's taxonomy places the organism in Eukaryota, Metazoa, Chordata, Chondrichthyes, Rajiformes, Rajidae.
AUGGGCAGCACUGCUGUGGAGUUUCUAGGCUUCCUCAUUGGUAUAAUUGGAUGGAUUUGUGCCUGUGCAGUUACGGGAAUGCCUCAGUGGAAGAUCACACCGUUCAUCGGGAGCACCAUCCUGAACACAGAGAUAACGUGGGAAGGCAUUUGGAUGACCUGUGUCUACCAGCAGACGUCGGGCAGGUUGGUGUGCGACUCCUACGACUCUGUGCUUGACCUGACCGGCGACGUGCAGUUGGCGAGAGCCUUCAUGUGCCUGGCCAUUUCCUCCGGGCUUGUCGCCAUCAUGGUGGCCACGGUGGGAAUGAAGUGCACCUACGGCGCUGGGAACGACCGCAGAGCAAAGGGUUACAUAGUCACGGUUGGGGGCUCCUUUUUCAUCCUGGCCGGGCUGUGCGUUCUGGUCCCUGUGUCCUGGGUCGCACACAACAUCAUCAGGGACUUUUACAACCCACUGCUGCCGGAGAACCUGAAGUGGGAGCUGGGAGAUGCGUUGUACGUGGGCUGGUCAGCAAGCUGUUUCCUCGGCAUCGGAGGAGCCUUCCUGUGCUGCUCUUUGCCAACGGACAAUGAUGGCAGGCAAGGCCCCCGCACCGGUUACACUUCCAAUCACCCUUCACUGCUCACUCAGAAUGUUACAACUGACUACCCACUGAAGGAAUACGUCUGA